Molecule: messenger RNA, 2487 nt
Organism: Callorhinchus milii (elephant shark)
Lineage: Eukaryota; Metazoa; Chordata; Chondrichthyes; Chimaeriformes; Callorhinchidae
Gene: slc17a9b
Product: solute carrier family 17 member 9b
Exons: 13
Coding region: 104-1468 (454 amino acids)
Biological process (GO): transmembrane transport
Molecular function (GO): transmembrane transporter activity
Source: RefSeq, a predicted model, not a curated record
GGGUGGUGGUGGUGGUGGGAUGCGAAUAGAGAAAAAAAUAUAUAUAAUAACGACUGUGAUGGUGGCGUCUGCUGUGUUUCUCGUGAAUUGCAUGAAUUAAUUCAUGGCUUUUUCCCUGAACCCAAAUGCUGCUCAUCACAUCAACCAGAGCGAAGUGGUCCUGUUUAACCAUUCCGAGUCACCAAGACCUUCGGCCGCCAAGACGACUUGCGACUCCGACAGUACGUAUUGGUCAAGGUUAGAAGCGAAGAUAUGGAUUGUUGUUUUGUUGAUGGGUACAUGCCUGCUAUACUGUGCCAGAGUGACCAUGCCUAUCUGUAUAUCUGCGAUGGCAGAACAGUUUAAGUGGGACAAGAAGCAGUCAGGCAUUGUACUUGGAAGCUUUUUCUGGGGCUACACCUUGACCCAAAUUGCAGGAGGUUACAUCAGUGACAGAUUGGGAGGAGAUAAAGUACUACUGCUUUCAGCCUUUGCCUGGGGAACUGUAACCAUCUUAACUCCACUCCUAGCAUAUUGCAGCUCUACACCAAUAUUCAUUCUAACCUUAUCCAGAUUCUUUAUGGGGUUACUGCAGGGUGUUCAUUUCCCUUCCCUGGCAAGUCUAUUCUCCUGUAAGGUGCGGCAAAGUGAGCGAGCGUUUACGUCAAGUACAGUGUGCACAGGCACUCAGUUUGGAACACUGAUAAUCGGUGGAGCAGGCUCGGUGUUGCUCGACAGAUGUGGUUGGCAGAGUGUCUUCUACUUUUCUGGCCUUCCUACCAUACUGUGGGUCUACUGCAUGUGGGAAUAUCUAAUCAAAGGACAAGGUCAUGAGAUAUCGUUGGAAAGUUUGAGCAAUCGUCUUACGAAUUCACAGGGCAACGAGGUGCCAUGGAUAAAGCUGUUUAAAAAACCAUCUGUCUGGGCUGUCAUUGUAGCUCACGUUUGCAUGGCCAGCACUUUCUUCUGCAUUUUGUCGUGGAUCCCAACCUUCUUCCAUGAUUCAUAUCCCGACUCUAAGGGCUGGAUUUUCAAUGUAGUGCCAUGGGUCGUGUCAAUCCCAUUAUCCUUGAUGGGUGGCUUGCUGUCCGAUCAUCUGAUCAAUCUUGGGUUCAACACUGCUAAAGUGCGUAAAUUAAUGCAGAUGGUUGCAAUGGGAAUGUCCAGUAUCUUUAUAAAAUUAUUGUGUUACUCAUCCAGCUAUUACCGAUCCUUACUGUUUGUAUCUGCCGCUGUAGGACUUCAGACGUUUAGCCACAGCGGGUCUUCUGUGAAUGUCCAGGACUUAGCACCCUCGUGUGCUGGAUCACUGUUUGGUGUUAUGAACACUGGUGGAGCCUUAGCAGGAGUUGUCUUAGUAUACUUCGCAGGAUAUCUGAUAGAAACCACAGGAUCUUGGCCUUUUGUUUUUAACCUGGUCAGCAUAAUUAACAUGUUUGGGCUUUCCGUCUACAUGAUCUUUGGUCAGGCCACACGAGUGGACAUUUAAAGGAGUUCAGUUGAAUUCUGGACUUCAAGAGAAUUCAGAACAUGCUGCUGAACCAACCCAAUUUUACAAGACGAAAGAGAGACUAUGAUUUUUAAAUGUUUAUAUUGCUCUAAAUUGCAUUCAAAGUUUAUGAUCUGAGGAGUCUUCGACCUUCCGUUAUUUACCUUAUUUAUAAACUAGUUAUUGUAGAACUUUUCCAACAAGCAGCACUAAAGUGUGAAAAGUAACUUUUAUGUUGUUCCCACUGAUUUUCUUUGUACAAAAUUUGCCAGAGAUGCUAUUUUUACAUGGACAGAGCAUUUAUCAAAAUGUAAAGAUAUAGUUUUAAUGAAAAAGAGAUAUAUGGGGUCUUCGUGUUAUUUUUCAGCAAGACUGAAUGUAGAAACGGUAUUCUUAAAGGGAUUUCUCUUCAUUUACUGAAAAUCAGGAUUAAACUUAUAUUAAAAAAAAAUGCAGUUUAAUUUGUCUUCAAAACUUUAAUCAGAAUGUAUCAUAGCUGUUAAUUCAGUGACUGGAGGCACUGAAGUUGAUAGCUAACUGCAGGCUUAUAGCUGAUUUAUAAACUCAGUUACUGCUUAGUAGUGUGCCAGUAUACAAAUAAUGAAGGCAAAUGUUGAUCUAGGUUUUUUACUUACAGGUAUAUAUUAUACAACUUAGUUUUCUCUAGGGGAAAAAUAGAUGUGAAUUCAAUAUGCAUUUAUACAGCGUCUUUCACAUUGGGAUAGGCGUCUCCGAGCACUUCACAAUGCGGGCUGGGUAACUGAGCUAGGUGGGAGCAGUCAAAAGUGUGUGUCUCGUGACAGGCUUUGAACAUGGGGAAUGAGUUGGAGGCACUCUGGGAUGGAGUUUCGGAGAGUGGGGCAGAAUGAUUGAAAGCUCACCUGGUGAUGGUGGGGUGGAUCGAGAGAGGGACCAUGCAGUCGAGUGUUUGCUGAGCAAAGGGAACAUCUCAGUCGAUAGGCUUUUCAGAGGUCACAGAGGCAGGGUGGGGUGAGGCUGUGGAGGGAUUUACUGGUGAG